Cladophialophora immunda is the source of this 1886-nucleotide messenger RNA. RefSeq names its product L-lactate dehydrogenase. Lineage: Eukaryota; Fungi; Ascomycota; Eurotiomycetes; Chaetothyriales; Herpotrichiellaceae. The transcript has 3 exons. The record is from RefSeq and is a predicted model, not a curated record. Bases 194 to 1111 code for a protein of 305 amino acids. Gene Ontology annotation, molecular function: L-lactate dehydrogenase (NAD+) activity. Gene Ontology annotation, biological process: carboxylic acid metabolic process.
GCCUCGGACGCCCCAAGACCCGCCAAUGCACCAAGCCUCACGCCACCGGCAGACCACCUUUUUCCAAUGCAUAUGUUUUUUGCAAGAUCUAUAAAACCGCCUGGGCCGGCCGCCUCACGCAGAGGAUGACGGCACUGACACAUUCUCGAAAGAAAAAAAAGACGAAAAAGCUCUAACCAAAACUAACUACAAGAUGACUGCUCGGAUUGCCAUUGUCGGAGCCGGAGAGGUGGGCGCCGCCACGGCGUAUGCCCUCCUGCGAGGCUCCCUUUACAGCGAGCUGCUGCUGGUCGAUGUGAAGCCCGAGAAGAGAGACGGCCAGGUGCGUGACCUGUCGGACGCGUGCUGCGCCGAGGACAGCACCACCCGUGUCCGGGCCGGAACGGUCAAGGAGGCCGGCGAAUGUGACAUUGUGGUGAUCACGGCCGGGUCGAAGAGGACAAGAGGCGAGACCUCGCUUCAGCUGAUAGAGAGGAACACCGCCAUCCUGGAGAGGAUCAUCGACUCGAUGAGACCAUUCCGCUCGGAUCUCAUCCUGAUUGUCGUGUCGCAUCCCGUGGAUGUCCUCACGACGCUCGCCCAGAAACUCUCGGGCCUACCCAAAUCCCAAGUGAUAGGCUCAGGCACCUUCCUGGACACGGUUCGACUUCGGAGGAUGCUAGCCGAUAAAUACGAGAUCGCCCCGGGUCCAAUCAACGCGUACGUGCUGGGCGAGCACGGCGACUCGCAGUUCGUGGCGUGGUCGCACGCCUCGAUCGACGGGGUGCCGAUCGACGAGGCCGUGCCGCCGCGGGAAUUCAGCCGCGAGGCGCUGGCGGACGAGUGCAAGCGCGAGGGCCAGCGCAUCGUCGACACCAAGGGCGCGAUCGCGUUCGGCAUCGCCUCGGUCGUGGCGAGCAUCUGCGCGGCCGUGCUCUUCGACCGGCGCGACGUCCGCCCCGUCAGCCACUUCCAGCCCGAGCUGGGCUGCUGCGUGAGCAUGCCCGUCGUGCUGGGCCGGCACGGCGUCGUCAAGCCGCUCCCGCUGCCCCUGUCCGCCGAGGAGAAGGCCAAGUUGGCCGAGUCGGCGACCGUCGUCCGGGAGGCGACCCAGAAAUUACUCGGUCCUUAGGCGGGGAGGGUUUUGUCAAAACCGGUUCAAUGCGUCUCGUCUCGUGGGUUGAGCGGGCUUAGAGGGGUCAUGUGGGAUUGAACGGCUCAGAGUGUCAUGGGAUGUUCGAAUGGCUCAGAGGACAACGCGUGUAUAGGGUAUGGAUGGGCUCAAAGGGCCACACGUGUAUAAGGGUAUGGAUGGGUUCAAAGGUCCAAAGGCUUCAAAGGGGCCAGGGUGGACGGACGGGGUAACUGGACGAAGGGUGCUCCUCGGGGGGUGUUGCGUGGCAAUGUUUUCUUAUCUCACACGGCGUCUUUUGCUCUCACUAUUUCCCGACGUUUCCUUUCACUCCCUCCGUCGCCCAGUCCGGUGUCGAGACUACUGCUUUACGGGGUGCAACUGCUGCGUCAAGGGGGAACUUUACCAGGACCAGGACCAGGACCAGGACCAGGACUGGUCUGGAUGCGGGAAGUUGGGUUUUAAAGUCACUCACUCACUCACUCACUCAUCAAUGGCACUCCCUGCACACCCCAGGCUCUUGGAAAUGGAGUGUAGGGGAUUAGUGUUGGAUUGAAUCAAUUGAUAAAUCACAAGACAAUGCCCUCCAGAGACCUGCCUAAACAAAAACAAUAAGUGUUGAUUCAUGUCUCCCUCUUCAUAUUUUCGGUGCACGCUACCCUCUGAUUUGACAGUUGGUAGCUGGUCGGGCUGGACAUAUAUACAUGGAUACGGAUACGAUGGACAGCCAUAAGUAUUACAAUAGCUAUAGCAACAAGAGGUUUUUAUAGUGACA